AUGCAGGAAGCCAUUGUGAUCACUGAGCAGCCGGUGUCCGUCUCUGUCCCGGUGGGAUACUCCUUCACGCUGAGGUGCCGAGCUGAGGGACACACCUUGCUACAGUACCAGUGGUUCUGUCAGCACCAGUCUGAGUGCUGCCAGAUUCCUGGAGCUACCAACCAAGACUUGCCCAUCAUUGCAGAGCAGACCCAGCUCUACACCUGCAGAGUCAAUGACCUCAGCAGAAAUGCUGUCUUCUCCAACUGGGUGAAGGUGGAGGUCCAUCAGUGUGUUGCCAGAGGUUUGCCCCCUCGGCUGUGGCGAGGAGAGCCUGUCAUUGUCCUCAACCCCACGGAGCAGCAGGUGGAGCUGGGGAAGCCACUACAGCUGCAGUGUGCUGCCAUGGGGGUCCCAGCCCCCAGCUACCAGUGGUACCGCAAUGGGAACCUGCUGGAACGGCACAAGAGCAAAAAACUCCGGAUCACCCACACCAAGGUCAGUGACUCUGGCACAUACCUCUGCUGUGCCUCCAACAGCCACGGAGAGCACUGGACCAGCGCCGUGGACGUUCACAUAGGUACGUGUGGCUCUGAAAAGUUUUUUGCUACAGGUAAAAUCGCACUUCUAGUGGGCAACAACCACUACCAGCAUCACCCCAACCUCAUGGCUCCUGUCAGGGAUGUGUUUGAGCUGGGUCGUCUCCUGGAGCAGCUGGACUUCCAGGUUGUCUCCCUCCUGGAUCUGAACAAGGCAGAGAUGGCAACAGCAGUCAAUCGGUUCCUGCAGCUCCUGGGGAAGGGAGUCUAUGCUAUAUUCUACUAUGCUGGGCAUGGAUACGAACAUUCAGGAAGGAACUACAUGGUCCCUGUUGAUGCUCCACAACCCUAUGCCCCUGAGAACUGCAUCAGCGUGCAGAGGAUCCUCCAGAAGAUGCAGCAGCAGCAGACAGCCCUGAAUAUCAUCCUGCUGGACACCUGCAGGAAGUGGUACAACCCAGGACGUGCCCUCUCCCAGGUGCAGCCUCUGGAGCCCUGGGGAAACACUGUCUAUGGCUAUGCCACGAGCGAAGAUGCAGAAGCCUUUGAACUGCAGGAUGGGGAGUUCAGCUCUGGGAUCUUCAUGAAGUACCUGAAGAAACACAUUCUGCAGGAGAAGAAGGUUACACACAUGCUGGAGGAUGUGUUAGAAGACGUGGGCCGGGAUCCCCUGGUCACUGGGAAGCAGGUGAUGGAGAUCAAGCACACUCUGAAGGAAGGCAGGUCCCUGACGGAUCCCAUCCGUGCGUCGGGAGCCGCUGCCCAGCACUGGGGACACGGCCACGAGCCGCUGAGCAGAACAGUGACCUUCCGCUGUGGGGCCCGGGUGGAGCUCCACUUGGUGCGGCUCUUCUCCAACCUGAUGUACGUGUGUGCCAAGCUGCAGUCGCCCCCUGCCCACAUUGCUGACCCUCACCUGCUGCUCUGCCAGCCCACUGAGACAGAUGAUGUGGCCACCCAGAGGAAGAGCCGCCUGGACCACGUGGACACUCUGCUCACCUCUGUGUACAAGCGGGAGGAGCUGGACUGUGCCUUCCAGCUCUGUGGACUACAGAAAAUUCAGACAGACGUGGUCCUGCAGUUGGAUUUGCAUUACACCCAACCCAGCACGAAGCAGAGGACUUGUGAGACCCUGCGGACAACUCUCCAGAAAUCCCUGCUGGGGCAGUUUUUCAGCCAGAGCAAUGAGUCCCAGCCAGACCAACAGCAAACUCCUGCCUGCGUGUGCCACCGGGACACAUUGGCACCGAGCACGGAGCUGAAGGGACACGGAUCCCUCAGCACAGGCUCUGGGCACAGCUUGCCCAGCAGCAGCCCCUCCAACUUCAGCAGUGAGCCCGAGGAGAACGAUGAGAGCGACCUGGGCGCGCUCUGCUCCGCGCUGCUCCGGGCUGGCCCAGGGCAGGACAGGCCCUGA
Molecule: messenger RNA, 1935 nt
Organism: Acanthisitta chloris (rifleman)
Lineage: Eukaryota; Metazoa; Chordata; Aves; Passeriformes; Acanthisittidae
Product: mucosa-associated lymphoid tissue lymphoma translocation protein 1 homolog
Exons: 14
Coding region: 1-1935 (644 amino acids)
Biological process (GO): proteolysis
Molecular function (GO): cysteine-type endopeptidase activity
Source: RefSeq, a predicted model, not a curated record